Molecule: messenger RNA, 1919 nt
Organism: Dacryopinax primogenitus
Lineage: Eukaryota; Fungi; Basidiomycota; Dacrymycetes; Dacrymycetales; Dacrymycetaceae
Exons: 7
Coding region: 4-1815 (603 amino acids)
Biological process (GO): retrograde transport, endosome to Golgi
Cellular component (GO): membrane; Golgi apparatus
Source: RefSeq, a predicted model, not a curated record
GAAAUGCGAAAAUUACUUCUCUCAUUUGGGCUACUGGCGGCGGUGGUGAAGGGGGCAUGGGCAUAUAUCGAGCCUAUAAGCGAUACGGACGACCUGCACCAGGUGUGCUCAGGCAUGUGGGCUGGCGGUGAUGCGCAUAUACAAGCAUCAUUCGACCCCGGAUCGCAUGGACAGCUCGCGAUGGUCAUCUACGAAUGGGGAGAUAUUGGCUACUUAGGAAAGAUCACCUCCCCAAACGACCCAUCCCUUCCAAAAACCUAUGUAUGCACAUCCGACGCCGUCAAUGCUGGAUUUUGUGCUACUCAAAAUCUUGGCGAGUUCAUCGUCAACCUUCCAUCUGGGAUGUCCAUCAAUCAGACAAGCGUGUGGACUGCAAGCCUCUACUUCUCCAAUAGCACCAGAGGUGCGAUACCUUCAUCGCCGAACGAAGGCGCGCAGCCGAACAAAACUUCAUCGGAUUUGUGGAUUCCACCGGACGGGAGCCUGCCCAAGAUCCCAUCCGGGGACACGGAGCAUUCUUCCCCCUUCCGCAGCAGGGCCGUCUUGAACCAGGAGAGGGGAUUGGAGAGCAGACAGAAUCGGAUACGCUAUACUCAACCUAUCCAGUAUCCUAUCAAGCGCAAAGGGUACUAUUGUGUCGGUACGAUACCUAUCACUCUCAUAACCAACCCCAGCACGCCGAAAACAGCAGACCAUGCCAAUUUCACGGGAACAGUCCUAUUUGCGAACGUCUUCUCCGGUCUUCUCCCUGCCUCCGAGUAUCCCAAGAUCUGGUUUUACCUCGCCAUGACCUGGGCAUAUACGUUUGUCGGGGCUAUUUGGGGCUGGCUGUGUUAUAAGCACAGGCAGGACUUGCUCGCCCUGCAGUACUAUAUUGCGAGCUUGAUCGGUCUUCUGGUCAUCGAAAUGCUAGCUUCGUGGGGUUAUUACCGUUACCUGAAUGCACACACAUCAGGAAUAACAAGUACGGCUUUCCUCAUCGUCGUUGCCAUCCUCGACGCGGGCAGGAACUCGCUUUCUUUUUUCCUGCUGCUCGUCGUCUCCUUGGGUCUGACCGUGACGCGAGAGAGUCUCGGCAAGCUGAUGUUGCGCGCUGUCAUCCUCGGUAGUCUGCACUUCGUUUUCGGAGUCGUCUACGCCGUCGGCACAGUAGAAGUUACACUCGAGACCGCAUCUAUCUUUCUCCUCCUAACAUUCGUUGUUCCUCUCGCUUUUACACUAAGUAUAUUCCUCCUCUGGAUCAUGUACGCCCUCAACGGGACAAUCCAAGAGCUCGCCUCUCGCAAACAGCGAUACAAACUCAGCAUGUUCACUCGUCUUUACCGAAUCCUCCUUGGAGCAGUGGUUAUAAUGGCCAUAUUCUUUGUCGUUUCCAGCCUGUCGUUCUCGAACCGCCUAGCGGAGGAUUAUGCGAGCAACUCAUGGAGCACCCGCUGGCUGCUCCUGGACGGAUGGCUCGCACUAUUGUAUCUUACCGUUUUCUGCCUCAUCGCCUAUAUCUGGAGGCCGACGGACAACAACAGAUACCUAGCAAACGUUGACGAGAUAGCGCAAGACGCCGAUGAUUACGAUCUCGAGGGACUCGAGCGCAAUGGGCACGUCAAGCCCUCCGACUCUACAGACAACCUCGGACACCCAGAGUCGCCAGGCACGGCGCAGGACGUGGUAUUUGAGAUUGGGGAAGAGGAGGAUGAGGACGAGCGGACCGGGGGGCUGAGGAGCGGGCCGGCGAGGGUAAGAACGGAGGUUGACGAAAGGGCACAGGGAGGGGAAGAGGCACAGGGACUUAUGGGUGCAAGAGGUAAGGACGAUUAGUCGUUGGAUUUACGCAGAAGGUCGGGCAUUCUUGACCCAGCAUAUGGAUGAGGGAAGGGAGGUGUGCGAUGUUUAUGCCCUAGGAGAGGACUUUGGCAAUCUGG